Molecule: messenger RNA, 1825 nt
Organism: Vanrija pseudolonga
Lineage: Eukaryota; Fungi; Basidiomycota; Tremellomycetes; Trichosporonales; Trichosporonaceae
Gene: SNX4
Product: Sorting nexin-4
Exons: 8
Coding region: 52-1539 (495 amino acids)
Biological process (GO): protein transport; piecemeal microautophagy of the nucleus; autophagy of mitochondrion
Cellular component (GO): phagophore assembly site; early endosome
Molecular function (GO): phosphatidylinositol binding
Source: RefSeq, a predicted model, not a curated record
UACAAUUACAAUCACAAUCACAAUCACUUUCUCCUCCAAACACCCAACACAAUGGAGGAAGACGGGUUCCAGUCCAUCUCGUGGGACGACGCGACACAACGCACAAACCCAGGGUUCGCAGACAUGUCGGGUGUGGGCGGGCACGACGACCUCGACGACGACGAUGACGGCUUUGACAAGAUCAGCGCGACCUCGCCGCCGGCGCUCGACUCGUUUGCCUCGAGCUCGACAGCGACAGUGCGCGGAGGAGACAGUGCCAGCCGAGGAGGUAUCAGCACGGGCGGCCUCGGCCCAGACGGGACGUACACGUGGGACGGCAAGUCGAUGACGAUCGAGGUGCGCGACCCCGUCAAGGAGCACGAGGGCAGCAAGGACAUGUACGUGUCGUAUGCUGUCCUGUCCAAGACCAACCUCCCGACUUUCAAGCAGCCGCAGGCGAGCGUCAGGCGCCGGUUCCAGGACUUUGUCUUCCUGCACGACCACUUGGCCAAGAGCUUUCCCGCCUGUAUCAUUCCGCCCAUCCCCGACAAGCACCGUUUAGAAUACAUCAAGGGCGACCGCUUCUCGUCCGAGUUUGUAGAGAAGCGCCGCCUAGACCUCCAGCGCUUCGCCGACAGGAUAGCCAACCACCCGACGCUGCAGCGCAGCCAGCUCGUGUCCGACUUUUUGCAGAGCGAGCAAUGGUCGGUCGCGAAACACGGCCACCUGGCGCACCCGCCGCCCGACGCGCACCGCUCCCUCGCCGACUCGCUGGGAGAUACCCUCGUCAACGUGUUCUCGCGCGUGCGCAAGCCCGACGCGCGGUUCGUCGAGAUGGCCGAGGGCAUCGAAAAGUUUGAAGAGGGCCUCGGCAACAUUGAGCGCAUUGCCGCGCGCGGCCGCAACCGCAAUGAUGACCUGUCAAAGGACUACCAGGACCUCGCGGCGGGAUACCAGGGCCUGGGUUAUCUCGAGUCGGGAAUCACCGAGCCGCUGAACCGCUUCGCCGAAAAGAUGCUCGACUUCUCGACGCUGAUCACGCACCAGAACCGCGCGGCCGUCGAUCCCUUCCUUCUCCAGACCCACUCGCUUCUCGCGUACGCCCAGGCACACAAGGCGACCAUCAAGCUGCGUGACCAGAAGCAGCUCGACUUUGAGGAGCUCUCGGCAUACCUCUCUGCUGCUGCUGCCGAGCGCGACCGCCUCGCCGCGUUGAAUUCGGGCCACGCUGCUGCGCCUGUCGGCCUCGGCACCUACCUUCGCGACCAGGUCGACAAGCUGCGUGGCACGGAUGACAUUCACACACGCCGCGAGCGGAUGCGCAAGCUGGACGGCAAGAUAAAAGAUCUCCAAGAAGCUGUCACCACGGCACAUGACACCUCGACGGCAUUCUCCGACGAGGUGCUCAAGGAGCAUGAGAUCUUUGAGCUGUCAAAGCAGGCCGAGAUGAAGGAGAUGCUCGGCCGGUAUGCCGAUGGGCAAGUCGAGAUGCUCCAGCGCGCCAUGGACGACUGGGACCGAAUCAUCCCACUCCUGCAGCGCAUCAGAGUUGACGUAUAGAGAGCGGAGGUUGCCGCGGGUAUACCAGUGUGCGCCGAGCACAAACGUGCUCGGAGCGGAGUAAGAACCUGACGAUGGACCUGGCCUGGCGGAGAGGCGGGCUUGGCCUGCCGCGGACACGGAAAUGCCACGGCGCCGGCGCGGGUGCGGGUGUUGAGAGGGAGUACCUGCGGCAAGGAAUCCGUACAAGGCACGGUUUGAGUCGAUGUUGUACAUGCAAGGAGCGUUGCGUGCUUGUGUGGUGCGAAGAGAAGCGUCUGUCGUCAUGCGCGUGGCGAUGUUGGAG